Trypanosoma grayi is the source of this 474-nucleotide messenger RNA. RefSeq lists its product as hypothetical. The record is from RefSeq and is a predicted model, not a curated record. NCBI's taxonomy places the organism in Eukaryota, Euglenozoa, Kinetoplastea, Trypanosomatida, Trypanosomatidae. Bases 1 to 474 code for a protein of 157 amino acids. The transcript has a single exon.
AUGGCGACAUCGCAACUCAUCGCGACACGCUACAUGGACCUUAUAAGCGAGGGGAGGGUUGGGGAUGCAUUGACCUACUUAUCGGAUGACGUGGUAUACAAUACGUGGAUGGGUGUUGUGUACGGCAAGGAAAAUGUAGAAGUAUUUCUUCGUGAUAACGUUCGCUUUGUACACCACGGACGUAACUACAAUCGCUGGAAGCAAGUACAACACAGCCUAGAUCCCACUCUUAGGCAGUACACUCUGUCUGAGGGCGGUGAUUUGUCGGCACUGAGUUCUGUAGAGUUUGGUGGACAAGUGGUGCGGCGUUACUUCAACGCGGAUGGCUACGACUCGCAGGGGUACGCCACAUUUGAGAGGGAUGGGACGGUGGCUUCACACGCGAAGUUUGCCGUCUUCCACGUGAGGGUGAAGGAGACCGUUGUUCUGCGAAACAAUAAGGUUGUGCUGGUGAAUGUGUCCAAACGAGUGUGA